UCUUGUGAGUUCACUGUUUCUGUCUACUUCACACAUGUCUAGCAUGUUUUCACGGAAAUAACCCCUACAGAGGAAUAAAAUAACUCAGACCAGGACAAUGAAUGAACGUGAACUUGAUCUCACGGAAGCGCAAAAAGCAACAAAGUCAAAAUAUCCUCCGAUCACCAGGAAAUAUGAGUAUCUUGAUCAUACUGCAGAUGUCCAGAUCCAUGCAUGGGGAGAUUCUCUUGAAGAGGCUUUUGAGCAGUGUGCAAUGGGAAUGUUUGGCUACAUGACGGAUACAGAAACUGUGGAGCCCACUGACACUGUAGAAGUAGAAUCAGAAGGAGACGACUUGGAGUCACUCCUUUUCCAUUUUUUGGAUGACUGGCUCUUUAAAUUUAGCGCUGACUUGUUCUUCGUUCCAAGGGAAGUCAAAGUGCUGCACAUAGACAGACUGCAGUACAGAAUCCGCUCUAUUGGAUGGGGUGAAGAAUUCAACAUAAAUAAGCACCCACAGGGUACAGAAGUGAAAGCAAUCACCUACUCUGCUAUGCAAGUACAUGAUACAGAAAAGCCAGAAAUCUUCGUCAUCAUCGAUAUUUAAAUUUACAACGGAUUCAAAACCUCUUUUUAAUGACAUGAUUUAAAGAGAUUGCCUUAGUUGGAAUGGACAUGUGAGGGAUGUCGUUUCUGUAAACUGUGGAUUACAUUACUGAAAUACUAUAUUUUUGACUGAUUUUCAUGAUUAAUAAUGAUAUUUAAAAAAUCAUUAUCUUUCAUUUUGUGAAAACACAAACAUGACCCAAAAUAAACACUGUCAUUUAAAAUGACUUAAACAUCAAGGCUAAGCCUAAUCAAGCUUAUUUUUGUACUAAAG
Messenger RNA from Pimephales promelas (fathead minnow), 859 nucleotides. It is a transcript of the gene tslig1, whose product is annotated as tRNA splicing ligase complex subunit 1. The record is from RefSeq and is a predicted model, not a curated record. Gene Ontology annotation, biological process: tRNA splicing, via endonucleolytic cleavage and ligation. Gene Ontology annotation, cellular component: tRNA-splicing ligase complex. NCBI's taxonomy places the organism in Eukaryota, Metazoa, Chordata, Actinopteri, Cypriniformes, Leuciscidae.